GAAUUGCACUCAUUGAUUGCAAGUGGAAUAGAGUUUUGGAAAGGCAUCUUUCAUGAACAAGUUGUUCAAGCUGUGAUUGUAAAGGAUGCUUUAGUAGAGUAGUACCAUUCCAGCAGGAGAUGGCUAAGGUAAUAAGACACACAUACAAAAAAUGGUAUUGUCUGUUUUCAAUGUUCCAAGCUUCCUUGAGAUAGAAAAGUCUGAUGUACAUUAAUCCAUAAUGUUUAGGCAGCUGAAAGUGUAGAGACACAUUUUGGGCAAUCUUAAAGUGUGACACUAACGGGUGAUCCUAGAAGCAACUUAGGCGCAUUGUAUAAAGCAGCAGAUGACCAAUAAAAGAGGCAAAUGGAGAUCUCACGAAGAUACUAACAACUAAGAAUAACAUGCGCAGACAAGGGAAAACAAAUCAUUGGCGGAUAAGGCUUUGUUUGCAUCAGAUGUUGCCACGGGGCAGCUGGAUAACAUAGUUAGGGUUUAAAAAUAGACAACUCCUCAGACAGGAACACCAUCAGCACGUCAAAUCAUAUUGGACACGCCUACACAUUUCUAGUCUGGCACAAGAACACCGAGAGAGAGAGAGAGGCUCCUUACGGGUCUUGUUAGAUCUCUGAACUAUAAGCAAAUAACUCUUAUACUUAUUAAACGUUAUAGAAACUUUUUUUUAAAAAAUCAAUUCUUAAAUAAUAUAAUAAGAUAAGACUGCUUUAUUGAUCCUUACGGAAAUUUGUUGUGAUUACAAGGACUCGUUUCUCAUAUAAAGACAACACAACAGAAAAAUACACAUAAAUACAACAGACAACAUAAAGAGUUCAUUCAGCGACUACACACAGGUAUCUUGGUGCUUUUCAUGUUCCCUGAUCAAUGAGUGGCGGUGAUAGAGUCUGACCGAGUGAGGUACGAACGAGUUUUUGUACCGCUCCGUUCUUGUUUUGAUUGACAGCAGUCGCCCACUUCGCGACGACCUGACAUAGUUCUGAUGGAGCGGGUGGCCGUUGUCUUCCAAGAUUUUUUCGAUUUUUCUUAGGCACGUUUGUUCAAAAAGUUCCUUUAAAUGUGGUAAUGUUGUGAGUGUAAUUUUUGAUGCUUUUUUAAUGAUGUUUUCUAGACGUUGCAACAGUUUAGAUGAGGCGUUGCCUUGCCAACAACUUAUUCCGUAUGUUAGCAGAUUUUGUACAGUCGCGCCGUAAAAUGUCUCAAGGAUCUUCUUGUUUAAUUUAAAACUGUUGAGUUUGUAUAGAAAAAAAGAGUCGCUGGGCUGUUUUCUUUGUCAUUUUUUGGGGGGAUCGAACCCACAUUUGCGUUCAUUACAAAUACUGUCACAACUUUCAUGAUAUUUGUGAAUACCGGUAUCUCCAUUACCUGAAUACACAUCAAUUCUAAUAUGUCGAUCUCACACACACACAUAUAUAUGUGAUGUCGACUAGAUAUCCUUUAUUUUUUACAGAACUUAAAUCAACUCACACCGUUUGUCUGUCUGGUACCAAUUCCCUUUCUCGGAUAAGGCAUGUCUGUAAAUGUGCAGUUCUUUCCAUUAUACAAGCUUUUGUUUUAUUUUUUUUUUUAAAGUAUAAUUUGUAUAUUUUACUUGUUUAUUCAACACGCACUCGUAUUAUCCCAACAUUCACACCACGUAGCGCUCUUGUGUUUUCGUGCAACUUUUCCCUGAACCAGUGUUUCCCAAACUGUGUUCCGUGAGGCCUGACUAGGUGGUCCACGAACUCCUGGACUAAUUAACUAGGAGACCACCACGCGAAUGAACCUCUCUAAAAAUAAAUUGAAGCAAAGUGUUUCGCUAAAUAUUCAGAUUGUGUGAAGUUUCCCGCUAGAUACUCAAGAUUGUGUGAAGUUUCCCGCUAGAUACUCAGAUUGUGUGAAGUUUCCCGCUAGAUACUCAGAUUGUGUGAAGUUUCCCGCUAGAUACUCAGAUUGUGUGAAGUUUUGCCGCUAGAUACUCAGAUUGUGUGAAGUUUCCCGCUAGAUACUCAGAUUGUGUGAAGUUUCCCGCUAGAUACUCAGAUUGUGUGAAUUGUUCCGUUGAGGAAAAAGUUUGGGAAACACUACCCAAAACCCAUGAAGAAAAUCGCAUCUUAUAGUAUUAUACUAAUUAUAGUAGGAAUUAUCAUUCCAUUUUUAGAACUGUUUUCUCUAGCGCAAGGUCCAUGUUUUGUCGAUGUUCAUCAUUGUUACCUAGAUCUUGGGGUCUACUCCACAAAGACGACUGUAUAUAAUUAUGUGUAGGCGUUCUAUUCAAACCUACGUCUCGCAAAGAUAAUAGCACGAAGACGUUCUUGGAUCUGUUCUUUUACAUAAUCACAGUACGUGAUACACUGGCCUCUUCCCUUUCUUGUCUGUGUAGCAGCAAAUUGUUUGUGGAACCGAAGAGUGCGGCGACAGCGAAAAUCAAUACAUCUGUGUGGCGGCAUCGAACAGGCUGCAACCCUCUCUCACAGAACUCUCUGGAGUUAUUUCCUCCUUCUACCCGGCUCCACAAGUCGCAGUUUUUAACAAGCCAACUCAUGGAGUGAAGGGCUCAACACAAAAAAAAAAGGGGGCGGGAGGGGUAAGUGGUUAUUUUGGGGCUUACCACGCCAGCCUCCAUUUUGAAUAUCGAUCUGAGUGAUAGCAGUUUCUCUGUGCCUGGCAUUAUCGGUGUCGAUACUACAGCAUUUGGAAAUAUUGGCACCUGGCCCUCCUGUUAAGACCACCUUUAAAACGUGGAUUUCUAUUUCGAACCCAAAUCCUUAGACCGGCACGCUUUUACUAGAAUGAUUUGACCGACUGGAUAAAAUCGAGCUUGUUUAUCUUUCAUAACAGGCAUUUUUUUUUUUUUUUACAGGCAUUUGAAGUACAAGCCACAAAGCUCUCCUUCCCCUCUCGCUCCUAUCCAUGCCUGAGCCCCUUCUCUCGCUACAUUCCAAACCACGAAAUAACAUGUUCUGCGCGAGCGUCCAUGACAGCGCGCGCGUAUUUCUCUGAGUUUCACGUGAAGGUGUAAGUGUUUACUGCCCCCCCCCCCCUCAUUUUGUUUGGCCACGAGACACGGGUGAGUCACGCGUUAGAACAGAACAGGCUUCUCUCCCCUCCCCCGCCUGACGAAGAAGCCAGACUGGUAGUGUCACAGUGUUGUCGUGUCAGUAAUGUCGCCGGGGGGUUGGCAGUGCCUAAUUCCUUAGGAUAAUGCAGGAACGUCCCCCUGGACAAGACCCUAGGUUAUUCUUCUUCUUCUGUGGAAUUGUUUGGCGCGUGUUCAGCUCGUGAGUAGGUAGAAUUACGUUCCUGUGUUGUGGUGUGAGCACGCUCUGGUCGUCUGCCGAGAGGGAUUAACGACUUACGAUUAACGCCAAUUAAUUCUACUAGGAGCAUGUGGCAUUGACUAGCCACAUAUCACUCACUAGUGGACGGGAAUCAUUGACUAGCCACAUAUCACUCACUAGUGGACGGGAAUCAUUGACUAGCCACAUAUCACUCACUAGUGGACGGGAAUCCUUGACUAGCCACAUAUCACACACUAGUGGACUGGAAUCAUUGACUAGCCACAUAUCACACACUAGUGGACUGGAAUCAUUGACUAGCCACAUAUCACACACUAGUGGACUGGAAUCAUUGACUAGCCACAUAUCACACACUAGUGGACUGGAAUCAUUGACUAGCCACAUAUCACACACUAGUGGACUGGAAUCAUUGACUAGCCACAUAUCACACACUAGUGGACUGGAAUCAUUGACUAGCCACAUAUCACACACUAGUGGACUGGAAUCAUUGACUAGCCACAUAUCACACACUAGUGGACUGGAAUCAUGACCAUGUUCAGGGCAGUUUCCGCAAGACGUGAGCCAUCCCCGAGUUAGCGCAGGGCCUGAACCUUGGUCGUCAGCUUUGUGUGGUUGCUGCCUUGACCUUCGACCUCCCAAUGGAGACGUUGUCUGUGAACCAGUACAGGUUCGCUAACGUCAUAAGUGACAUCAACAAAGAGCUUCAGGAUCGAGGCUAUCUGACUGAAGAUGACGCGGGUAUCAGCAUGUCUGUGGAAAUGACGUGCACAGUUCCUAAAGCAAAGGCACAAUUACGUCAGCUUAUGUCUGAAAUGAGAGCCCAGAACUAUGAUGUCAUAAUUUUUGCCACGUACAGAACGGCUUGCAAGUUGAGAUUUAUCCAGAAACAGACUCACCUCUAUCAGAUUGACAUUUGGAACAUGAUUGAAGCGUUCAGGGAGAAUCAACUUCACACCCUGGACCCACACAGCGAGAUCGACACCCCUAGGCUCGAGUCCGUGCUGCACACAGCAUUCGGGCAGCUGAACAAGCGACUGCCCCAGGCUCAGGCUGUGCAUGUGGACAGAUGUGUCAGCCUGACCUUAAAUUGGCUGAUGUCGGCAUAUGACAGAGAAUCUACAGGACAUAUACGUGCAUUGGCUGUGAAGGUCGCGCUUUCUCACCUGUCUUCAGGUAAACUGGUGGACAAGCUACGAUAUAUAUUUACACUGAUAUCAGAUUCAUCAGGUCACAUGAUCAGGUCACGCUUCGAUGAGUAUCUUCGUGACCUGUUGCUCCUGCCUGCUGCAGUUUAUGAGGGGACGUCAUUCCGCUACUCUGAAGAAGCUUCCAGAACAUUCUUUGAUUCAAACCCAGUUACAGUAAAUGACUUUCUGUCAGUAAUGAUGACUAUACCAGGUCGUCAGUGUCUGAUGUGGUUACCUGCUCUUAACAGAAUGGCCCAUGUAGAAAAUGUCAUCCAUCCAGUUCAGUGUGAGGCAUGCCGGAAAACUUCCAUCGCUGGCUUCCGCUACAAAUGUCGGCGCUGCUGUAAUUAUAAUUUAUGCCAGGACUGUUUCUGGAGAGGGAAGACCUCGGGUAACCAUAGCAACGAUCAUGACAUGAAGGAACAUACAUCCUACAGGUCAGGGUCAAAGCAAGUAGGGCGAGCAAUUAAAAAGUCAUUGGAUUGUGUCCCUUCCAAGUCCACUAAUUCAACCUUGCCACAAUUUCCAGACACUCCACAAAAAACUUUAGAUCUAUCAUUCAUAGUUCCACCCACUCCUGGUCCAGUCCAUAACGGGUUUAAAGAUCACUACAGUACACAUUCCUUGGACUUGAGUUGUCCACAGACUCGAAGCCUACGCAAGAUGACAUCCAGUACUGAGUCAUGUCGUAGAGAUGACGAGCACAGAUUGAUAGCCCGCUACGCCGCAAGACUUGCAGCCGAUGAGAAGAAAGCUUCGAGGUCGACGGCGGAACUCAACCUCAGCGUGGACAGCAACCAAGCUCAGAGGGAGCUCAUAGCCCAACUGGAGGCCAAAAACAGAGAAAUCAUGCGGGAGAUCCAGAGGUUGAGGUUGGAGCAGGAAGCUUUCGCCCAGGAAGGUGGCGAUACGAGCCAGUACAACCCUACUCUCUUGGCAGAGCUAAGGCUGCUACGUCAAAGGAAGGACGAACUUGAGGCUAGAAUGCAGGCCCUGCAGGAGAGCAGGAAGGACCUGAUGGUUCAGUUGGAAACAUUAAUGAAGCUUUUGAAAAACCACCCAACAUCACCUAGAUCCACACCCAAUAGCUCGCCAAGGUCACGGAGUGGUCUAUCGCCAACAUUCGCUGCAGCAUUGGUCAAUAGGUCAACUACCUCUCCAGCUCCCUCUUCGUCUGCCGAACUCAGUCUGACUGGUUUAGGUGGCGACGUGAAACAGGCGUUCACCAUCCAACCUUCUUCAACAGCUGUGAUGACUAGGACGUUACGCAAUGAUCUCCUUAUGGCAGCAGACUCUGUCACAAAUGCCAUGUCUUCUCUUGUGAAGGAGCUCCAUUCUGAUGAUGGAAGUGAUGAAGAUGAAGACAGGCUGCAGAGUAAAUUUAAUGACUUCAAAUUUGAUGAAGACCUCAUGUCAAGAUCUGGAGGUACAGAAGAUAUUGACAUGGGUUCAUGGGGAAGAGAGGAUUUACACUGGAGAAUGAGGCAGGAGGCUGAGUUUUUGGCACAGCUGCGAGCUAGACGUCAAAAAAGUAGUGCCAACUCCAGCCAAACAACCAGUGAUACAGAACAGGAUGGCUACCCGGGCACAGAUGAGGGGGAGUCUCUAACCAGGACAGAUGAUGAGAGUUACAUAGGUACUGAUGAGUUAGGAUCAUGCCAAGGAGAAAGACUGGAUGAGGUUCAGAGUGUUAGUAUGAGAACUGAUGAGGAUGCACCUGAUGCUCAUGAAGCAAUGGCCAAGGAGAUGACUAGCAGCAGAUACACAACAGAUGAAGAAAGUUUUUUUCAAACAGAUGAUGAAUCAUUUAUUCGUACAGAUGAUGAAGAAGGGGGAAAUACAGAUUGGGAGGAAUCCACACGACGUUGGGUCAAUCGGUGACCCAAAUAUAAAUUUUACUUUCUUAAUCAUCAAGACCAUUAGAAAAAAAAAAGCUUUUUUCCACCAAUGUUUUGGAAAGCAGAAAAUGUUUACAAAAAACAUUAAAUGGUGUUUUGAUUUGACAAAACAAAAUAGAGCAAGCAGUAAUAUGAUUGUAUCAUUUUUUUAUACUGACUCUUUAAUAUAAGUGAUGUAAGCCUUUCUAGUUACUGUGACUGGCAUAUAAAAGUAGCCAGAAUAAAUCACAGCCAAUAUACAGAAUUCACCAAACCUGGUUUGAUGCACAUGCACAUUUAAUUGAAGUGUCUAUAGACAAGUGCUGUAAAUAGCACAACUAGUUGCUUUUUUCAUCAAAAGAAAGAUCGCAUUUGAGAUACAAAGAUUAUAAUAUAUAUAUAGGACAAUGCAUAAUGACCAAAAAAACAACUUGUAUGUAGACCAAAAACAUAAGUUUAUUUAAAUUUUGUUUUCCAGAUGUAUAUUAGACAUAUCUGUCUUGUAUGCUAAUUUUUUAUCUAUGUUACUAGUCAGUAUUUUUUUAAAGUAGUUUUAUAUUUAUGUUUUUUUUAUUACUUGGUGCAUUUUUUUUCCUAUUAAAAAAAAAAAAAAAAAAAAAAAAAAAAAACAAGAAUUGAGCUCUAGACAAACAUGUAGGGUCUUUUCAUAGCCUACAUGUGUGAAACAUUAUCUGAUGUAAGCAUGCUUGUGUGAUUGUAUGGUAUUUAUAGGUCUAUAUAUAUUUUAUGCAUUAAUAUAUAUUUCUCUAAAACUGAGUAAUAUUGAUUUUAAAUUGUGAUUUUAAAUUCUUUUGCUAUAGCAGAAGUGAUAACAAUUUUUUUUUACAACAUUUUAAAAAUCAUAAUUGAUUUAUGACCUAGUAUACAUUUAUAUCAAAUCAUUGACAUCAUUCUAGCUGACUGCUGUCUUGUGAACUUAUUAUGCUAAAAUCUUGGAAAUAAUAAAAUUUAGUGCUAUAUAUAAGCACUAAGGCUUUAGUAUUGCUACACAUUAUUGAUUGUAGAUAAAGGGUUAAAUGUUUCCACACUACCUUGAAACAUAAAUACCUAGCUGAUAAAAAUGUAGGUUAAAUUAGUGACAAGUUGACAAAUAAAACAGCACAGCUCCUGUCUUGUAAAAACUAUUGGUUAUAUCCAUUGUCCCCCACCAUUAUAAGACAACAAACAAUUGCUAUCUAAAUUUCAUAUUGAAUUGAAGCAUAUCAAAUAUGGAAAGUAGCUCUUAUGUUCAAUGCAUUUCUUCUGCUUGAAAAAAAUAUUUUAUUUUUCCUUUGUAUAUUACUUACUUCAAACUCUGAAGCUUUGGUUUACUGUCAAAUUAGCGUUACUGAUUUUAUAAUUUUUUAAAAAAGUUUUACAACUAUAAAAAAAUGACAUACCUCAUGGUGAUACAUAUUAUUUGUGAUCUUCUACUGUUUGUUUUGCAUCUUACUGUGUUUAAUUUUCUACAUUAAAAAAAAAUAAUAUUGACAUCUAUCUAUAGUGAAGGUGUAAAGUCAAAGUCUAAUGCUAUGCUCAUUUAUUCAUUUGAGGUUUACUUUUUAAGUUUUUACAAAAAACAUGAUUCAAAUUAUGUUUAUUUAUAUUCAAGCAAUAUAGAAGAUAUUCAUUGGUUUAUUUCUUUUAUUAUUAGUUAAUAAAAGUUACACUUUAUGAAAAUUUGAAAACAAAAAGAUCAUGAAGAAUUUCUCAGGGACAAUGUUGGAGACAGAUAGGCAGCACUUGUAACCUACCAAAACAUUUCCUGUUUGGCAUGCACUUUAAAUAAUAAAACACAAAUGUGUUUGUGCUGCUGAAUAUCUUUAGGUAAUUAGACAUUUAGUAAAUUUUCAAGCUAAUUAAAAAAAAACAACUUGAGAAGCUUCAAAUAAAUACUAAGAAAUGUAUCCACACAGUGAUUAGAUCAAGGAUAGCUUAAACAGACUAAUUGAAGUAAAUUUAAGUAAAAACAAAUCUUGUUUAAUCUGAUUUUAUAUUAAACACUUAUACAUUUUACUUUGGAACAUAUAUAUCUUUUGCAAGUUUCAUUUAAUUUUGAGCUUGUGUCCCUUGCAUUUCCUUGUAAGUAAGCCUAUUAAUGAGCAACUUGAUUAUCGACAAAUUUCUCGUACAAGUUUUUUGUUAAAGAUGUAAAUAGAGAACAAAGUUUCUGUUUUCUUCUAUAACAGUAAAACCCUAACCCCAAAUACAAUAAUAAAAUGGUGGUUAUUUCUUGUUUUCACCAAUGAUAAUUAAAUUUAAAUAUAUAAUCAAAUACUGUUUUUUUUUAAAUUAUAGUUACAUUAAAAAUAAAUGUGACUUUAAAAACAACAUUCUUACUGUGAAUAAAAUAUAGUUUUAAUGUAGAUAGUAUUCAACCAUUUUUUUAAAAAUCUCUACACUUUUCUCAUUUAGCAAUUUUUGGGAAAGUUUACUUUACAAAAGGAUAUUUUAUGAUUUUUCAAAUGAAAUAUCAAGUCUUUUCAGAUGUCUGAACUCGUCACAUUUUGUUUUUACAUGUAUAUUUUUUUUUUAUAAACCUAUGGGACUGGCAAUAAUAACUUGUGCAAACACCAUCUUGACAAAUCAACUUUCUGUUCAGUGCUCAAUGUGAUCUUUUCUAUGACUGUUACUUCUCUAGUGUUUCCUGUUUCCCUGACCUUGCAGUUUUUCUGCCUUUGUGUUGUGACUUUUUAUAUGUGAUGAAAUACUCAACAACAACAAAAUGUAUUGUUUAGCUACUUAAUUUUUUGUUUCAGUGUAUAGAUGACUUUUAUGUUAGUGUAGAGAAGCUGUAAACUGCAGUCUUAGUAAUGCUGCAAGGUGUUUUUAUUUUACAUUUUGGGCCAUAAGCAGUAUUGGUUUUAUUAAUUUGUCUUUAUUUUAUUUUUUUGCUGUUAUCUUCUAGUCACCAUAGAUCUUGAAAACAGAAUUUAAUUAUCUUUAUGUUUAUAUAUAUAUAUUUUUUUCUGAUGAACAUUCCAUUAUCUAUCUCUUUGCUAAUUGGCAAUGAUGCAUCUCAGAGUUGGCAAUGAUGUGACCAGUACUGCUGCUCAUUCUUAGGAGUAGUUUCCCCCUAUCCAAUCUGUUCUGUCAAUUUCAAUAUGUGUCAUUGAGUAUUUGAUUUCCACUGAUCAUAUCAUUUAUACAAUUUUUCAUUUCUGUCUUACUGUUAUGUUCAGGAAAUAAGCUUUAAUUUGUAUGUGUGUGUGUUUAUAUAUAUAUUUAUAUAUUAGUGUAAACAAAAUCUUUGUAAAGCAGUUGUUGAAAUACUUUUAAAAAUUGAAAUUUUUUGUCAUUUGAGUGACAAAAGUAUUCAAGGUUCAGAAUAUUUAAGAACUAAAAAGUUUUAAAGAAAUUGUCCAUGAACAUAUUGAGAAGUAUGAUUGUCAUUGAGAGUUCAUCAAUUGUGUAUUCUUUACAACUGCAUCAUCAAAAUGAUUGUAGUCUAUUUGUUCCUUUUAAGAUAUGGAAAAUAUAAAUACAAUUAUGUCAUAUA
This is a messenger RNA of Biomphalaria glabrata, 9835 nucleotides long. RefSeq names its product dystrobrevin beta-like. Gene Ontology annotation, molecular function: zinc ion binding. The record is from RefSeq and is a predicted model, not a curated record. NCBI's taxonomy places the organism in Eukaryota, Metazoa, Mollusca, Gastropoda, Planorbidae. Gene Ontology annotation, cellular component: synapse; plasma membrane. Gene Ontology annotation, biological process: synaptic signaling. The transcript is spliced from 20 exons. Bases 3911 to 6340 code for a protein of 809 amino acids.